This is a messenger RNA of Mesorhabditis belari, 405 nucleotides long. The record is from the annotation of a GenBank genome assembly. NCBI's taxonomy places the organism in Eukaryota, Metazoa, Nematoda, Chromadorea, Rhabditida, Rhabditidae.
AUGAUCGAGGUAGCCACGUAUCGAAAAAAGAGUUUAGAUUCAUGUGAAGAAUUUCGGCGUCGAAGCGGCUCGACGGCCAGCACGAAAAAAUGGGGAAAACGCGAGGCGCAACCACAAUUUGAAUUGAGGUGUUGCGUGAAUCCGGAAAUCUUGAAGAAAAACGUCGAAAAUCAUUGGUAUUUUGAGGAUGAAACGGUUCGUCUAAAUGGAUCGGUAUUCGCAAGACGCGAAAAUUUCAACAAUCUCCUUAGCAUCAUUCCACUACACAAAUUCAAUGGGAUUCACAUAAAAAUGGAAGACGAUUGCCCACAAGGUGGUGAUGAUGUCCGUUUGUGUCUACUGAAAACACUGGGAGCGCACAAUUUGCGAGAAGUGAAAUGCGUGGGAUGCACAAAGCCGAUAACG